Molecule: messenger RNA, 2714 nt
Organism: Acipenser ruthenus (sterlet)
Lineage: Eukaryota; Metazoa; Chordata; Actinopteri; Acipenseriformes; Acipenseridae
Gene: mkrn1
Product: makorin, ring finger protein, 1
Exons: 8
Coding region: 75-1385 (436 amino acids)
Biological process (GO): protein polyubiquitination
Molecular function (GO): ubiquitin protein ligase activity; metal ion binding
Source: RefSeq, a predicted model, not a curated record
AGUGCGAGACCGCUGCCUGCCGGAAGAUCCGGCCCCGGCCCCGGCCCGGAGCUUCAGCUUCAAGAUAAACAGUAAUGGCGGAGGCAGCAGCAACGGCAUCUACAGUGUCCGGAGGAGGUUGGACUAAACACGUCACCUGCAGGUAUUACAUGCAUGGGGUUUGCAAAGAAGGGAACAACUGCCGCUAUUCCCAUGACCUUACCACCAGCAAACCAGCCAUGAUCUGCAAAUACUUCCAGAAAGGAUGCUGUGCUUAUGGGGACUGCUGCAGGUAUGACCACACCAAACCACCCAAGCAGGAUGUCCUGAGCGGUCCCAAGCCGAUGAUGCCAGCGGAGUGCAGCCUUACCCCGGACUGCACUCCGGAUCUCAAACUCAGUGGGAAGGAGGGGCCGCACUCCUCGCGCUCUGUUGACUGGGUCAACGCGGUGGAGUUCGUGCCAGGCCAGCCAUACUGCGGGCGAGGGGCUCCUAUGUGUGCAGAAUCUUCUCCAGGGCUGCUGAUCGAGGAGGAGUAUGACAAGCAGCAGCUGCAGCAGCUGGCAGACAAGGAGCUGAAGAAGCAGCUGUGCCCGUACGCAGCGCUCGGAGAGUGUCGCUACGGGCUCAACUGCGCCUAUCUCCACGGCGACGUGUGUGACAUGUGUGGCUUGCAGGUGCUCCACCCCUCCGACACCACACAGCGAUCCCAGCACAUCAAGGCAUGCAUCGAGGCUCAUGAGAAGGACAUGGAGCUGUCGUUUGCGAUCCAGCGCAGUAAGGACAUGCUGUGUGGGAUCUGCAUGGAGGUGGUGUAUGAGAAGGCCAACCCCUGCGAGCGGCGCUUUGGCAUCCUGUCCAACUGCAGCCACUGCUACUGCCUCAAGUGCAUCCGCAAGUGGAGGAGUGCCAAGCACUUCGAGAGCAAGAUCAUCAAGUCCUGUCCCGAGUGCCGCAUCACAUCUAAUUUUGUCAUCCCGAGCGAGUAUUGGGUGGAGGACAAAGAGGAGAAACAGAAGCUGAUCCAGAAGUACAAGGAUGCAAUGAGCAGCAAGCCCUGCCGCUAUUUCGACGCGGGCCGUGGGACCUGCCCCUUCGGAGGGAACUGUUUCUACAAACACGCUUUCCCUGAUGGGCACCUGGAGGAGCCGCAGUCUCAGAGACGGCAGCAGGGAUCCGCGGGCAGGCACCGGACUCCGAGACGGACGCCCCUGUGGGAUUUGUUCGAGGGAGAAAGCAACGACUCGUUCGAUAAUGACGAGGAGGAGGAGGUCGUGACCUUUGAACUGGGGGAGAUGCUGCUGAUGCUGCUGGCCUCCGGCACUGAUGAUGAGCUGAGCGACUCGGAGGAUGAGUGGGAUCUGUUUCAUGAAGAGUUGGAUGAUUACUAUGAAGUGUACCUAUAGCCCUCCCCGUGGUGCCGAGUCUGUCUCGGCCUCUGUGUGUGUGCGUGCUGCACAGUAGCUUCAUCCCUGUGUGUGGCAGUGCCUUUCCGGGCAGGCCAUUGGAAAUAAAUACAUAAAUAAAUAAGCCAGGUAAAAAGAAAGAAAGGGGUCAGCGUGCACUUGUGCUCAAACCUUUCUUCCUAGAAUAAUUGUGUCUAUUUUGCGAGUCUGUCUAUGUCCAGUUUGAUUAAAUAAUGAUAUAUUAUAGUAAAUGUAAUGGGUGUGGAGGUGGCUUGUGUAUCGUCUACCCAGGUGUCCUGUGGAUGUUCUGAAGACACGGUUCAGCACAAUUUUAGGCACAGUUGCAUGAAAAUAACACUGAGGACACAUGAGCAAAUACGUGGUUCAAAUACCAAUUUAAACACACAGACACUUAAAACUUACCUGGGUAAGUUUUCAUGCACACUGUAUCACAUGUUUUUAAGCGGGUCUUAGAGCACAUUUCUUUGUAUUCUGUUUUUAAUUCUGUGCGUAUGUUAAGUCAAGUAUAAUUCUGAGCUGUGAAAGCGUUCAAUGCAGCACACCUGUGGUAGAUAACAAGUCUCUGCUCCAGCACUGAAUCCAUCACUUUAAUUACUUUGUAGUGGUGCAUCUCAGACCCACACCAAGGAAUUGGAAGCUUCUUACUUGGACCCUUUCAGUCCUGGAGGGACUUCAAGGUCCUGCCUUAUCUUAGCGCCGUAUGUUAACAGGUGCCAUCAUAAAUCGUGUUGGAACCUCACGGGACUCCUAGGUCUGUCUGAGGUAGUGUAUAAGUAUAUCUAAAAAAAACAAGUGUCCUGUUCUCCUGGAUACUCAACAAAGGAGUUUAUUCUUCAGCUCGACACAAAUAAUUCAGGACUGAAAGGGUUAAACUCCAGUAUGUUAUAAAAAGGCGAGGUUCUUUUAAACUAGCUACCACUACGAAGGCUAGCCUUGUAUAGCCAAGGCACUGCGACUUCCCCAAUGUUACUUUAUUUGUGUGCAAGCUAUGUUAUGAAAUAUGGAUGUAUUUAUACAGUAUGUGCAGGUUUUUACUACUAAACCAUUAAAAAGAAAAAAGAAAAAAAAAAAAUCUGACCAUUUCAGGUUUAUUCAUCAAGGGUCCCCAGGUUUCACUGAGCGCGACUUGUAAUUUUUUGUGCUUUUUCUGGCUUGUGUCUGCCAGGUGUGCUGGUGAUUAUUCUGGGAUGUCUUUUUACAGUCUGACGUGUUGGGUGCAUUUCUGGUGACAUCAUUACAUGGAUGUUAAAUAACAAUAUUCUCUACAGUUGCCUCAUUGUUACUAAAUAAAGGCAUAAGCAGGCUGGA